AUGCUGAGAGAUGGCAUUACAGGUGACUGGAUAGGAACCUUCAUUGGGCACAAGGGUGCAGUGUGGUCGGCCAGGCUAUCUUCAGAUGCCAAAAUUGCAGCCACUGGCUCAGCAGACUUCUCGGCGAGAAUCUGGGAUCCUCAGACGGGAGAAUGUCUACACAUCCUCAACCACGACCAUAUUGUGCGAGCUGUCGCCUUUCCCAUCCAGGAUAACCCACAAUGUGUAGCGACCGGUGGUCAGGACAAGAAGCUGAAGAUAUUUGACCUUACCCGGGGAGGUAGUGCUGCUUCUCCUGCUCAGGCAAAUGGCGGGUCACUCGUCACCCCAUCCACCACUUCCGACGGACUCGAGAUCGGACCAGGCCAACACGGCGGAAGUGUCAAGUCAAUCGUCUGGAAUGUUGACUACAACAUUCUUACUACUGCGUGCGAGGACAAGACCAUACGCUGGUGGGAUUUGAGAACUCAAAGCGUUGUUGCCAGCUUCAGAACGGAUCGAGAUAUUGGUUCAUGCGAACUCUCCACCAAUAGAUCGGAGGACAGUGAUCCAGGCAUCCUCAGUGUGGCCGCUGGACAUUCGUGCUUCUUUUUCGACGCUGGAAGACCUGGGGAACUGAUCAAGCAGGUCAACUUUGAUCAUGAUGUUGCAAGCGUAGCCAUCAACCCUGCCAGUGGCAGAUUUGUGACUGGUGGAAUCAAAGACACGUGGGUGCGAGUGUGGGAUUUCGUCCAGGAGAAGGAAUUGGAGGUUCUCAAGGGUCACCAUGGCCCUAUCUGGACGACUGCAUUCUCCCCUGACGGCAAGCUUUAUGCCACUGGAAGCGAAGACGGAACCAUCAAACUCUGGAAAGCGUGCAAAGAGGCUUACGGAUUGUGGCGCUGA
This is a messenger RNA of Capronia coronata CBS 617.96, 885 nucleotides long. RefSeq lists its product as uncharacterized. NCBI's taxonomy places the organism in Eukaryota, Fungi, Ascomycota, Eurotiomycetes, Chaetothyriales, Herpotrichiellaceae. Gene Ontology annotation, biological process: spliceosomal snRNP assembly. The transcript is spliced from 4 exons. The record is from RefSeq and is a predicted model, not a curated record. The coding region runs from base 1 to 885 and encodes 294 amino acids. Gene Ontology annotation, cellular component: SMN complex. Gene Ontology annotation, molecular function: protein binding; RNA binding.